AUGACCGCAAGGCGUUUGAAUCUCUCUGGAAUGGAAGAGAACUUUGACCCCGCAUGGGAAAACUUCGGUACAGGGAGUGGUGGACUGAGUACAUCAAACUAUGCCAACGAAGCCGCUUUGAAUUCGAGUGGAAUGCUCGGGAGCCGUCGUCAGCCGCGUGUUGCCGACAACUCGCUUGGCGGAGGUCUUGCCGCGCCGCGUACACCACUCGCCGAAGAGAGAACGAUGAACCGCACGUCUUUCGGCACGACGUCAGGGGAACACGCGGAUCCUACGAUUUUGAACGCCUCUGCUCACGAGGAGCUUUACUCGGCAUAUAACUUGCUGCAUGCACUGGCGCAGGACUUCAAGAAACCGUUCGACGCCCCUGCAAUCGUCGUGAUCGGCCACCAAACGGAUGGAAAAUCUGCACUGAUUGAGGCACUCGUUGGGUUCCAGUUCUCGCACGUCGGUGGCGGCACGAAAACGCGUCGGCCAGUCACGCUUCAUAUGCAGUACAAUCCACGCUGUGCGCAGCCACUCUGUUUUCUCUCCACCGAUCAAGGCGAAGAACAGCGAUCGCUUGCCGAAAUCCAGGCCUACAUCGAGGCGGAGAAUCUCAAACUAGAAACUGAUCCGUUUCGCUCCUUCGACCCAGAGGAGAUCAUCAUCCGCAUAGAAUACAAAUACUGCCCAAACUUGACGCUUAUUGAUACACCGGGGUUGCUCUCACCACCGCCGGUUGGACGCCGGGCAAAUCCCCAGCAACAACAAGCUAUUCAAGCGAGCCGCGAAGUCGAAGACCUGGUGCUGGCAAAAAUAUCGCGCCCCGAGUACAUCAUCCUUUGCUUAGAGGACACAGCAGACUGGCAUACGGCAACGACGCGACGUAUUGCAAUGCAGGUCGACCCGGACUUGUCUCGGACGGUGCUCGUGAACACCAAGCUGGACGCCAAGCUGCCACAAUUCGCACUGGGUGCCGACCUUGAGCAGUUUCUUCUCGCUCGCCCGGUUCUGAACGCCCACCCGGAGCUUCUCGGAGGUCCAUUCUACACGGCAGUUCCGGCAGGGCGGGUUGGCCAUACACGGGAGCAUGUUUUUGAGAGUAACGAGCGCUUCCGUCAAGCGAUCGCCCGCCGUGAAGCUGAAGAUCGUGCUUAUAUCGAGCGCAAAAUCGGCAAGCCGCUUCCUCGUGCGCUCCGUGAUCGCAUAGGAGUCAGUAAGUUACGGGCUUUUCUGGAAGACCUUUUGCAGACUCGGUACAUGCAAAGCGUGCCAUCUAUAGUGCCUUUGCUGCAGGGCGAGUUCCGCAACGUCGACCAGGCGCUCCGGCGCACGCUCGAGGAGCUCGAGUCCAUGAGUCUCGAGCGCCUAAAAGAAAAGGGGCGCGUCUACGCAGAAGACUUUCUCCGCCGGCUCGCAGCCGUCAUCAAGGGCACGAUUCGCGCACCGCCUACACUCUGGGGCGAAUCUCUGGCCGAUGAGCGCAUUCGUGGAGGCUCUUAUCAUGACCUGGGAAGUGUUGGUACCAAUCUUCAGUCCGCGCAAGCUGGCGGUAUAGCACGACUGGCCAUUUCGUCCCGGGGCGAGUCGCGCGUGGAAAACGAAGAAGCGCGGCUCUUUGGUGGUGCCCAGUACUACCGCGCUCUCCGAGAAUUUAAGACUGUUGUCGCUGAGAUGGAACGUCCACCAGUCACACCCGAGGAAAUCGUCAACGCAACUGGUAUCGACGACGCUCACGACGGUGCGAACUACAUGCGAGCGGCUUGCGUCAUUGCGGUGGAGAAAGCGCGCGAUGCCUUCGAUCCGCUCCUUGAGCGCCUAACCCUGCGUUGCCUACAUAUUUUCCGACGCAUGUUUCCGGUCGUCGAAUUUAUCAUGAGGCGUGAUAAUCUCACCCUCAACGAGGCACUCGAUAUCCCAUUCAGGCGCAUUAUGGAACAGAUCUUCUGUGAGUUUUUGGACCGAACAGCCGCGAACGUGCAGCGCAUUUGCCGCGAAGACCUCGAGAGCAUGACGCGUUUUGUUACUUGGAACCUGAGCCAGCCCAGCAAGGCUGCACUGCGGCGCUUCCUUCAGCCCGUCGCUGAAGAGCUCGGCGCCCCGGCUGCAAUUCAGGAGAGCCUAUUCGGAUCACCGGUUAGUCCCGAACAGGCAGCUUCCGAGGCAGUGGAUGAGUUUUAUGCGAGUCAGCAAUAUGGAGCGCAUGACUCCGACGGCACGAGCGCAGGUGCUGGAACUGCGAAAGCGUAUGCGCAUCCCGCUGCUGGGCGGUUAGCAGGCAGCGCUGGGUCACGGGUUAUGCUGCCACGGAAACUAGAACGCGGCAAGGAUGGUAAGCUGAUCCUUCCCAGCCGCGUUGCAGCUCAGGAAGUCAUCCUGCAGUUCAUGGACGACCUCCUCCUGAGUCGCGUCGUGACGCCCUCCAGCAUGGCAGUCGUGUCCUCGCUUGUUGACCAUAUUGUCGACGCCUGGCGGAUGCACUUUGCCAAAGUUGUAGAACUCAAGUUCAAUUGCUUCUUCCUGAUGCCAGUUGUAGAGGAGUUCCCACGUUUCUGCCGCGAAAAGCUCGACCGUCUCUAUGGCGGCGACCUCAACGAUGUCUUCAAUAUCGCUGAGGCGCGGGCAGCUCUCGAACGUCGUCGCGAGGAACUACUCCAGGAAAGACGACGUGUCGAGAAACUCCAGGAGAUGUUCAACGCGAUCAACUCUCAACUCACUGGCUACCACGCGGGAUUGCCUUACCCGCAAGACUCGGCAGGUGCGGGUGCUGCGCUAUCGUCUGCGUCCGCUCCGGGAGCAGCGGCGGCAGCUUCACAACCAGGUGGUGUUAGCGCUGGGCUCGGGGCCACUGUUCGUUACCCCGAUCUGCGGCGCUUCGAACAAGGAAGCCUUCAACGGGCCUGGUAG
Cyanidioschyzon merolae strain 10D is the source of this 2889-nucleotide messenger RNA. RefSeq names its product dynamin-related protein involved in chloroplast division CmDnm2/DRP5. The transcript has a single exon. The record is from RefSeq and is a predicted model, not a curated record. Gene Ontology annotation, molecular function: microtubule binding; GTPase activity; GTP binding. Lineage: Eukaryota; Rhodophyta; Bangiophyceae; Cyanidiales; Cyanidiaceae. The coding region runs from base 1 to 2889 and encodes 962 amino acids. Gene Ontology annotation, cellular component: membrane; microtubule; cytoplasm.